Messenger RNA from Drosophila serrata, 2042 nucleotides. It is a transcript of the gene r-cup, whose product is annotated as ryder cup. NCBI's taxonomy places the organism in Eukaryota, Metazoa, Arthropoda, Insecta, Diptera, Drosophilidae. The record is from RefSeq and is a predicted model, not a curated record.
UCAUGUUCAUUUGAAUUUUAGGAAUAACAAACACCGUUUCGUUUUUAAGCCUUGUUUUUCUUUUUAGUUACACCUUAAGAAUUUUUUGUAGUGUUUUAUAACGUAUUUUGACUAAGACUGAAACGAAAGAUGAGGGACAUAUCGUUGGGAAUUUCAAUGGUCGCCAACCAGAAACCAUGGAUGCAUUUCGAUUCAACGGAGGAAGAGAGGAGACAAAUCCAUUGUAGUUGGGGUGAGUUCUUGGCGAGACGGAGCAGGGAUAUCGAUGCCAUGAGGAACUUUAAUCUGUGCGUUGCCCGGCAUGAUAAUGUUACCAAGCAAAAGGCCCUUUGCCUAAGGAGCAAAUUCCAAAGGACAGUGGGCUUGGCUCAGGGUGCCCUAAGGGAUAGUCAGAAGGCCACAGAGGCAAUGACUAAGUGGGAUUCCAGUGUGACAAUGGAAAUGGCCGAUUGCCUUUAUGAUCUCAAUCGGUUCGAGGACAACAAGGUACUCUUACAUAAUAGUAUUCGUCGAAAUAUUGGCACUUCACUGGAACCCUUUGAGAAGCGCCUACAUACCGUCGACGAGAAUCUCAAGGAUAGCACUGGGGACAGCCUGACGAACUUCUAUAUGGAACACUCGACCGAAAUGCCCGGAUUCUAUGAACACAAGAGGGAUCAACUCGAGAAGGCGGACAAGCGGCCACUGUGGAAAAUUCGAAGGGCUCGCAAGGAAUGCGAUGUUCAGAGCUUUAUUGAUCGAAAGGAGGUGAUGAUAUCGCCCCUGGAGAAAGAGCGUAGAUGUCGCAAGACCAAGAACUUUUAUCAGAACUACUUGGGUCGCAAUUGGACCGAUUUUAUAUUCCUAAAAACGCUUCGCAGCAACCCGAAUCUCCUGCAGGACCACACUUCUGGUUCCUCAAAGGAGAGGCGGGCAUAUCUCGAGAAAUCGUUCCUGCGUCUAAAGUCCUUUGCCAGAAUGCUCCAUGCCCGUAGCCCCAUGUACAAUGAGUAUUUUCAGCGGAGUCCUGUAAUGGAGGCCCGCAUGAGAGAGGCAAAUCUGUACAGGAUUCAAUACCAGACCAGACGUAAUAUGCAUAGUAUCCUUCGAACCAUACGGGUCCUUAGGAAAAGAAAGGAUCUCAGUUGCCUGCGUAAGUUCAUCGAGGAUGUGAUGGGCCACUAUGUAAUCCUAAAGACCGAACGCAUGAUGCCUUGGAAGGUGGAGUUUAUGAAUGAGGUCUAUAACCAUCUAGGUCUCAGUCUUUGUGAGAUCUAUCGCAUUCCAAAGACUCGACUAACGCCACACGAUAAGAACGCCAUGUGCACCCUGUUCAAUAUACCCCCUGCCAAACCAUUGGAGUUCACGGAGGUCAUCUUUGGCAAUCGAGCCUCCUAUAUCAAUGCGGGUCACGAUAAACCAUACACGGACCGAAUGGCCGAACAUCACAAUUACAUUGAGCACUUGGAACGGCGUCUAUUGUUCUCCAAUCUGGCUAUUGAGAGGGCAUAUCUGCUACACGAACUGGCCGAUCGGCAUAUGCAGAUAAAUCACUUCAGCCAGUGCCUGUCCUAUGCCCACAGGGCCACCGAAGAGGCCAAGACAUGCAACAGCCUCGUGUGGCAGUUCCACGGCAUGAUGCUAAUGGCCAAAUCCCAUGCCGUCCUCCACAAGUAUGAGCGUCAGAAGGAUAUCCUGAACUAUGCCUACGAUCUGGCUAUUGAGCUAAAGUCUCCACGCCUUUGCAUCUUCAUCGAACUGUGCCGCAUGCUGAACAGGGACUACAUAACGCUUCGGAAAAUGACACAGCUGGUGACCAACAAGCGACUGCGCACCAAAAUCUCCAAUAGAUCCAGUUUCUUAUCCAAUAUAUCGCCAAAUGACUCCCCCUAUGAGCCAGAGUACAGAGGACAUCCUUCUUUGGAGAAGGAACAUAUUUCGCUUCACUGAUCCAACGGAUCGGAUGGCGGGCACUGAUAUAUUCCAGUGCCCAUCAUUCGAUCUGUUGGGUGUUUUUUUAGACGAAAUAUGUUCUUUCUUUAAAAAAAAGAAAUUAUUUUAAU